Leptidea sinapis is the source of this 2313-nucleotide messenger RNA. Its product is annotated as peroxidase-like. Lineage: Eukaryota; Metazoa; Arthropoda; Insecta; Lepidoptera; Pieridae. Gene Ontology annotation, biological process: response to oxidative stress. The transcript is spliced from 12 exons. The record is from RefSeq and is a predicted model, not a curated record. Bases 15 to 2282 code for a protein of 755 amino acids. Gene Ontology annotation, molecular function: heme binding; peroxidase activity.
UAUUUUAAUAAGAUAUGUAUUUCAAAAUAUGUGUGAUUAUUUCAAGUGUGUUUCUGUUGUGUCUAUGUGUUAGCGGUUGUUUUGCUUCGGGCUUGGAGUGUUUGUUGGAUGACGUCAUCACAGACCUGUGUCCCAUUCUGUCCAGCACAACAACUAAAAUAAAGGAUUUAUUCAGCCUUUCUUCUCCUGAUGAAGACUGUUUAAUCCCCGCGGAAACGGUCUCAGAUUGUGUUCGCUGCGGGAAAGAACUUUCCAGAGCUGCAGCGAAACGGGCAAACGAGCUCGUCAAAAAUGGCGUCACAUUAGAAUCAUGCUCCCCCGCACUACUUCAUUUCUUCUCACCGAAAAUUCCCAGAGAGCUGAAGAAGUCAAUAGAAGUUUCCAAUGAAUUAGUUACAGCAACGAAACUAAUGCAAAUGAAGUUAUGUACCAGCUCAAAAGUGACCCCAAACACAUUCCUGUCAUAUUUAGAAAACGAAUUAAUUCGGCCGAAGGAUUAUUUUUGCAAGCCCUAUACCAAAAUAUGUCAUUCUUGUGAUAAAUAUAGAAGUAUUGAUGGAACCUGUAACAACUUGGAGCACCCUGGCUGGGGCAGAACUGGAGCACCCUUCAAUAGGAUUGCAACGCCGCGCUAUUCAGACGGUAUAUACGCGAUGCCAACAGCCAAAAGUGGUGGUCCUCUGCCAAAUCCUCGGCUUCUUUCCACAAGGCUGUUCACUGAUAGACCUUUAUCCAGUCGUGUGUUUACUUAUCUAAACAUGCAAUGGGGACAGUUCGUUACUCAUGACCUCGUAUUCCAGGUUAUGGAAACUACAGACGAGGGAGGUAUCCAGUGUUGCCUGGGGAAUGGUGUCGAUGUGCUUCCCCAAGACUUGAGGAAUGACAAAUGUAUUCCCAUCUGCGUCCCCGACAACGACCCGUUCUAUUGUCACUUCGACAUCAAAUGUCUUAACUUUGUCAGGAGCGUCACUACAACUAGAGAUGACUGCAGCAUGGGGUAUGCGGAGCAGAUGAAUACAGUCACAAGUUACCUGGACGGAUCCCCUCUAUACGGAUCAGACUCAAAGCUGGCUGUGAAACUUCGAAAGAAAAGUGGCGGCAGGCUCAAGGAGGAAUCACGAACUAAUUGCAAGAAAGGUUUUCUUCCGACAGUGGAUGAUAAGACGGCUGUGUGUGACCUGAGAAAUAUGUCUGAGCCUUGUUACCAUGCAGGGGAUAGCAGAAUCAACCAGACCCCGACAUUAGCCGUUCUUCAUACAAUACUGUUGCGAGAACACAACCGUAUUGCGGACAUCCUGAGCUCUCUGAACCCGCUGUGGAGUGAUGAGAAACUGUUCCAAGAAGCCAGGAGGAUAGUGAUCGCUGAAAUACAACAUAUUACGUACCAGGAAUGGCUGCCCUUCAAUUUUGGUGAGAACUACAUCCGUUACUACAGAAUAUCACCGACAUCUUUCUACAGCCGAGACUACAGUGAGGAUGUGAAUCCAGGAGUGAUCAACGGCUUUGGAGCCGGCGCGUUCAGAUAUCUACAUACGAUGGUACCGGACUCCCUGAUGAGCUGCCCAGCUGAUUAUCAGGCGGCGUAUUUAUAUAAGCUAAGUGAUCAUUAUUUCAAUCCGAGCCUUGUGGAAACGUCAGACGAGUCAUUCGACGACCUGGUCCGUGGCUUCGUAACCCAACAGGCUGGUGAGUCCGACCCGCACUGUACGGGGGAAAUCACCAACCUGCUGUUCAAGUCGCACAACAAGUGGGGCUUGGAUCUGAUAGCCAUGGACAUUCAGAGAGGGAGGGAUCACGGAAUCGCUUCAUAUAAUGAUUACAGGGAAAUAUGUGGACUUCGAAGAGCGACAUCAUUUCAAGAUUUAUGUAACGAGAUAUCUCAAGAUCGUAUCAACGCACUUUCUAACUUGUACGAGAGUGUGGAUGAUAUUGACUUAUUAGUCGGGGGUGCAAUGGAGACAGACAUUCACGGCUCAAUUCUGGGGCACACGCUGCAGUGCAUAGUGGCUGAGCAGUUCUACCGGACCCGCACUGGAGAUAGGUUCUUUUAUGAUAACAGCGAGAUGCCACAUUCAUUUACACCAGAGCAACUCGCAGAAAUAAAGAAGUCUUCAAUGGCUCGCUUGCUAUGUGACAACACCGACGGGGUCAAAUACAUUCAGCAGAAGGCAUUCGAACUGGAGUCCACGUACAACCCCAAGUACAGAUGUGAUGAUUACGAUCAUAUUCCACGUGUCGACCUCACCGCGUGGAAGCGGCCUAAAUACGAGCUGUAUGACUGAUAAAUAAAUAAAAAAUAACUACUGAUAAACA